Melampsora larici-populina 98AG31 is the source of this 150-nucleotide messenger RNA. RefSeq lists its product as uncharacterized. The record is from RefSeq and is a predicted model, not a curated record. The coding region runs from base 1 to 150 and encodes 49 amino acids. Lineage: Eukaryota; Fungi; Basidiomycota; Pucciniomycetes; Pucciniales; Melampsoraceae. The transcript has a single exon.
AUGAAUCAAUUUUUAAAUAAAUAUGGUGGAAAUGUAUUGAUACAUCGAUUAGAAAUCUUAUGUCAAAACAGAGCUCUAGAAGCUUCUAGACUUGAUUAUGAAGUUUGGGGUGGAAUCUUUCAACCUGAUUCUGGUAGGACUGCUAAGUAA